This is a messenger RNA of Cariama cristata (Red-legged seriema), 1035 nucleotides long. RefSeq names its product progestin and adipoQ receptor family member VII (gene PAQR7). Gene Ontology annotation, biological process: response to steroid hormone. Gene Ontology annotation, cellular component: plasma membrane. The record is from RefSeq and is a predicted model, not a curated record. Lineage: Eukaryota; Metazoa; Chordata; Aves; Cariamiformes; Cariamidae. Gene Ontology annotation, molecular function: nuclear steroid receptor activity; steroid binding.
AUGGCAACGGUUGUCACUGAAAAGCUUAGCCGUCUCUUCAUUAACGUGCAGCAGGUCCCUCAGCUGCUGGCCCCGCUCUCUCCUUCCACCGUCAGCAGUUCGGAGGUGCCAAAGGUCUUCUGGAAGCCCUACAUCCAUACUGGCUACCGGCCCGUGCAGCAGACCUGGCGCUAUUACUUCUCGACGCAAAAGCACAACGAGGCCAUCAACGUCUGGACCCAUCUGGUGGCAGCGCUGAUCCUGCUGCUGCGGUUCCAGCAGCUCUCGCACCGAGUGGAUUUUGGGCAGGACCUGCAUGCCCAGCCCCUCCUCAUCAUCAUCGUGGCGUCCAUCACCUACCUGACCUUCAGCACCCUCGCUCACCUUCUGCAGGCCAAAUCCGAGUUCUGGCACUACAGCUUCUUCUUCAUGGACUACGUGGGGGUCGCCAUUUACCAGUACGGCAGCGCGCUGGGGCACUACUACUAUGCCAUCGAGCCAAACUGGCAUGAGAAGAUCAAGGGAUUUUACAUGCCGGCGGCCGUCCUGUUGGCAUGGCUGUCCUGUGCCGGUUCCUGCUAUGCCAAGUACCAGUAUCACCAGUCUGCCCACCUUCUGAGCCGCCUCUGCCAGGAGCUGCCCUCGUGCCUGGCGUACAUGCUGGACAUCAGCCCUGUGGUCCACCGCAUCUACAGCGCGCCGCCCUCCGAGCACGCUGACCCGGCCCUUCUGUUUCACAAAUGCCAGGUGCUGUUUUUCCUCAUUGGUGCCUUUUUUUUCUCACACCCUUACCCUGAGAAGUGGUUCCCGGGGAAAUGUCACUUCUUUGGGCAGAGCCAUCAGAUUUUUCACGUGUGCCUGGUGCUCUGCACGCUGGCGCAGAUCGAGGCGGUGGUGCUGGACUAUGAAUCCAGGCGACAGAUCUAUUCCACUCUUCAGGGUGAUUUGGCACACAACUUCUCUGCCCUGUGCCUCUUCACUGUGACUUGCUCUGUCCUCACAGCUGCUUACAUGGCCCAGAAGGUGAAGAACAAGCUGAGCUUCAAAGAAGAGUAA